Molecule: messenger RNA, 1128 nt
Organism: Rotaria sp. Silwood2
Lineage: Eukaryota; Metazoa; Rotifera; Eurotatoria; Philodinida; Philodinidae
Source: the annotation of a GenBank genome assembly
AUGCGUGAUCUAUUGAAACCAAGAGAUCUUAGAAAACCAACUAUUGCACAAAUACUACUAUGUGAUAUUGUGGCAGCAGUUUUAACACGCAUAAAUGUGAGCCCAUCUGAAGAGACAGAUCAUGGAUUGAGUUUGGCAUUGUAUAAUGAAGUACAAACAAUCAUACGAGAAAGAGUACCGUAUAUUAUUACAGUAACAAAAAAUAUUGUUGGUCGAGCUAUAUAUUUGCAUGGAUUUUUGUACGAACAAUCUGAACGUUUACUACAUCUUAAUACACAUCGAAAUAAUAAUAUACCACAAAUAAAAUUAAUUGGAGAGCAACUUCAAAAACAUUUAAUGCGAGAAAUGUUAAUGAUGCGCAACCUUAUUAUUAUGACAAACGCAAUAUAUUCUAUACCUGUUAGUGAACAUAUUCUAUUAACGGAUUAUUAUGUAUUAAUGAGUACUAAUCGUCCAAUAUUUUGUUACAUAAUAGUAGUUCUAAAAGUGAAUGAUCUUGUUGAUCGAGAAAUAUUAAUUGAAAAACUUCAACAACAUAACGUAUUUCUUGAAGAAUAUAUGAUAUUAAAUAACAGCUUUACAUUGCCAAAAAGUGGUCGGCUUAACCAAUCAGCACUAAACAUCUUAUCGAUGCCAUCUUAUGUUGCUGUAUAUGGUGGACCAUAUGAUCAACAGUUAAGUUUCGAAAGACCAUCGAUUGUUCUAAAUUCUCAUCAAAAUGAUUCGUAUUCAUCUAACAUAAGCACUACACAACCUCAACGUUCACCACCUUUAUACAAUAGACAGUGUUUACAAAAAACAUCAGUAUCGAAUAAAUGCAAAAAACGUUCUAUCUCACCUGUCUUCGUGGAAUCAGAUAGUUCAAUUAGUAACUCAGAACGUACAAAUGGCAUAUUAAAUCGUAACAUUGAACGAAAUACAAUAAGAAGUACAUUUUCAAUUACAUCUAUAUCAUUUCAAGAAAUACGUGCACCAGUUUCACGUACAACAUAUAAUAGAGAUGCAGAAGGCAUCGUAAUAAUGGGCAGAGGAAUAGUAACAACGACUUCAUCAAAUACUGGUGCAAAUAUACGAAGAAGAUUAAUCAAAAUAAAUGAUGAAACAAGUGCUAUAAAUGUAACAAUAUAG